AUGUCCUCGCAACCCGUCAAACUUAUCCUCGGAGGUGCGUCCUUCGGCCCCGCACCCGAUAGCGAGGAUUACCCGGGGCAGGCGGGUGCUGCUGGCCGAUUCUCGAUCGAUACAAAGUACCUAGGUGGUUUUGCGCCAACGCCGUCGAGUAAGGAGGGUCUUAUUGCUAGUGCCGAUGAGAGCCUCAACGCCUUGAAGACAGAGCAGGUCAAUGUAUACUAUAUCCACGCGCCGGACCGACGUGUCCCAUUGCAGGAUAUUCUUGCAGGUGCAGACGCUGUCUAUAAGAAUCGAAAGUUGAGACGCCUUACGAGCGCAGGACCCCGUGGUACCAGCUGUGGGUCUCUUGUGGGUCUCUCAUCAGGAGGGCCAUGCUCCGGAUACAAAAAUUCAAUCAGUACACAGUUGGCACGAGGCGGCAUUAUGCCCUGGGUCGCCGGGGACCAGGUUAUUUCUCACGCUGGCAAGGCUCCUCCCAUCCUAUCUAAGCCACGAACCGAACUUCUGCCUCGCAUGUCCCAUCAUUAA
Messenger RNA from Aspergillus calidoustus, 528 nucleotides. Lineage: Eukaryota; Fungi; Ascomycota; Eurotiomycetes; Eurotiales; Aspergillaceae. The record is from the annotation of a GenBank genome assembly.